UCCCCGCUGCGGCCGCCGGCUGUUGCUAGGGUGUGUCUCCUUGGCCUCUAACAGCACCGUGCUGAGGGAUGGGGGUACCGUCGGUGCUUCUUUGGGAACAGCGUCCUGCGGGAAGGCCCGCGACCUCACUGGACCUUUCCGUGGCUGUCUAGAUUCCAAGGAAAAUGAGAUGGAAGACGAAAAGCUGCAACAAUUUAAACUUUCAAUAACUUUUCAAUUCUCACUUAAACCAAGAAUUAUGAAAAACAGCAUUUAUUCGUUAAAAUGCAAACGCACCCACAACUUCUUCGAAGACCCUUACCUCCAAAAUUCUUUAAGCUGUCUUUAUGUAAGAAGAAAAUCCAUACGGCCAAAACUGGUGAAACUAAGUCACCACAUGUAGUAUUCAUUCAAGAUGAAACCAUUUCAAUUAAAAGAGAUGAAACUAGUUUUCCUGAUGUUGUUUCAAGAAGUAAAUCACCAAUACCCAUCAAAAUCCAAAAUUUAUGUUUUGAUUAUCAUGUACGAAAAAGAGCCAGGAAAGUGGCUACAAUUUCAACACGCCCAGCACCUACUAAGAGUGUCCACUGGCACAUUCCAGAUACUGCUACUGGUUCCAUAUUUUUCCCAAGCUCUUAUUCAGCUUCCACUCGAGUUUUUGGGAAAGGAACAGACCAAAUAAAAAAAUCAAGGAAGUCAAAAAGGAUGUUAAAAGAUGUUUAUGCUAGCAAAGCACUAGAAGGCCUUUUAAUUCUUUCUUCAGUGUUCUCCAAGCCUCUAAUUACUUGCGAACUCAUCCCUGGCAAACUCAAGAAACCAUACCCCAGGUAUCAACCUUUGUCAAGGAGCCCAAGCUCUACUUAUCAGCACAUCUUGACAGAUGUCAGUGAGGCAGCGCCAAGCCCUCUACCUAGUACUACAACUAGUAAACCAGAAAGACAGUGGCUCAAGGUUUUACCACAAAGCUCUUCAGUGAAACUAAGUGUUACUCAAUAUCCAGUUGAUAUUUACCUACCAGCACCAGCUUCACCAAGAAGACCUCACAGACAGUCUAUGAUAGAAACUCUUGCAACAGACAAUGAAUAUAUAGAGACUGUCUCAAGGGAAGUCUCUCGAAAACCAACUGAAGUUUACGACAAAACUAGACUAAUAGAAUCAGAUAGAAAUAUUAUACGUGGUGAAGGUUUCAAGACUAUUACAGCAACUCGAUAUGAAACAAUAACAGCCAUGACCAAAUUGGCUAUAGUAAACUGUCACGUACAUGGAAGAAAUGCACUUAAUCUUAAGGGCUAUUUUCUCCUGAAUUGUCCAGACUUAACAUGUUUGGCUUUCCAAUUGGUAUAUCUUAAUUUAUCAUUUAAUGAUCUUUGUUACUUUCCCACAGAAGUAUUUUGUCUUAAAAAUUUACAAGUACUGAAACUGAGAAAUAAUCCUAUCAAAGAAAUUCCUUCUGAAAUUCAAAAACUGAAGUACCUUAGAAUUUUUAGCAUAGCUUUUAAUUGGAUUACUGUCCUUCCACCUGGGUUAUUUCGCUUGUAUUAUCUUGAAGAGCUUGAUAUUUCCUACAAUGAAAUUAGGUUUAUUCCAAAUGAAAUCCAGAAACUCAGGUCACUUGAAAAACUGAAUAUCGAUGGGAUUGAAUUGUCUUUUCUCCCAAGUGGAAUUCUGAAGCUUAACCUGAUAAAAAUUCACAUUGAGAAUAAUUUCAUUCUUCCUUGCUUUUGGAAAGAAAAUUCUUUGAAUAAUCCACAACGACUUACUCAAAUUAUUGCUUUCUUCAUUGUCAAAAAUAAUCUACAGCGACUUUAUGAUGAUAUUCCAGUAAAAAUUCAAAAGUUACUACAAUGCACAUCUAGGUGUGACUGGUGCCAUGGUCCAAAGUUUGGCAACGGUUUUCGUGUCAUCCGACCCUAUGAUAUUUUUGGAGCAUUACAGCUUCCUGUUAUGUUUUAUGUCUGUUCUUCUCAUUGCUAUAGAAAAGUAAAGGAAGGCGGUUUUAUUUCAAGGAGCAUUCCUGACAAAAAAAUAGCUAUAAAUUUGGAGACAGUAAAUGAAUGAUAGUACAAUGAUUUACCAUUUCCACUGUAAAAGCCAAUAAAAUUUAUAUAUAUAGUAA
This is a messenger RNA of Microcebus murinus (gray mouse lemur), 2095 nucleotides long. It is a transcript of the gene LRRC63, whose product is annotated as leucine rich repeat containing 63. Gene Ontology annotation, molecular function: protein binding. NCBI's taxonomy places the organism in Eukaryota, Metazoa, Chordata, Mammalia, Primates, Cheirogaleidae. The record is from RefSeq and is a predicted model, not a curated record. Gene Ontology annotation, cellular component: cytoplasm.